Molecule: messenger RNA, 438 nt
Organism: Cornus florida
Lineage: Eukaryota; Viridiplantae; Streptophyta; Magnoliopsida; Cornales; Cornaceae
Exons: 1
Coding region: 1-438 (145 amino acids)
Source: RefSeq, a predicted model, not a curated record
AUGGGCAAUUGCAUAGAUCUAAUGUUGUCACAGCCACAGAAGAAGAUUAGAGUUUUAAUUCUUGGUGGAGGAGAAGCAGUGUUCAAGGCCUCGACAACGGUUAAAAAGAUCACCUCUGGCCUUUACCAUGGCUAUAAGCUUGUACACCAUGCCCAGCCUUACCUACCAUUGCCACCGGAUGCCAAGCUAGAAGUCGGGGAGGUUUACUAUCUUGUGCCUGAGUUGCGACAACAUUUUAGCCCUCCACUUUACCAGAAAGUGGUUGACGAAAGUAGUCGCAGACGCUGGAAAGUAAAAAUUGUGUUGACAAGGCAGCAGUUGGAGUUGAUGUUGAGAAGUGGAAAGAAGUUUCAAUUUAAACAAAAGAUAGCUCAGUCUUCUUGGUUGAAAGAAGAGUGUGAGAAAUGGCGGCCACUUUUAGCUACCAUUCCAGAAUAG